CCUGGGGAAAAAGAGGGGGGUUCGUGGCAGUUUGUUGUCAUCUCCAUCCAGUAGUGAACCGUUAUAUUGUAUUGGCACGCAGCCCUUUCUCACCCCCUUUGUCUUUCUAUCCGUGUGUUUACUUUACGUGUGUGUGUAUGUGGGGUGCAUUAGUGCCAGCAUUACUGUAACCCGCAAACAAGUCAUGUGAAAAAUUACUGAAACGGCCAAAGAAAAUAUCUGGGUGGCCAAAUGUAACCUAAACAUGGUGGUGUUGGCAAGUUGGUGGCGGAUUUGACAAGCGAGACGGGAUAGUUGAAUUCGGCGCUUCUUUUUUUUUUUUUUUUUUGGAGGAGGAGGAGGAGGAGGAGGAUGGGUUGUCGUGUGGAUAGCAUUAUUAUUCACCUCCUGGAUCAAGUAGAGGACGUACAGCGUCAGGUUAGUUUGAUGUAAAGUUGAAAGUCAAGCCGCAGGAGAAAGGUGGAGUCUCCGCCCGGAGGGAGAAGAAUAAAGAAGAGGAGGAGGAGGAGGAUGAGGAGGCAUCACGUCUCGGUUUCGCUUGUUGGCAUCUUUAGUUUUGUGUAAAAGCCACGAGUUAGAUGUGUUUAAAGCAGGGGAGGGCAGCAGCGGCAGAGUGGGUGGGAACAAUGGGAGUAUUUGCGGAAAGCAUGAGGGCUAUUUUAGCAUAAAGUGUCUGCCAGCGCUGCCGACAGCUCUCACCAGUCUUCCCAGUCAGGUAAAUCCUCCCCCCCAGUCUGGACAACGGGCUCUCUUCAUCCUAAUAGAUGGACCUUCUUAUUUUUUAUUUUUUUGUUCUUGAAGGAGAAAUGACUUAGCCCGAUAAUUGACCAGCUUUUGGGUCUGCAGCGCUUCCUCUCUGAAGUUUAUUGUUGGCCACCGUUCUACUUUGCUGCUGUAAGGUAGAGCAGCCCCACUCUGCCUGGGAAGCAGUGACGGACGGACGGAUAGACUGCCCUGUGAAGUCCUCCUUUUAAUGGAUGCCAGGGUGGCCCUGCUACAUGUAUGGACAGUCCUUGUCCUCCUGACAGCAGAACGGAAGUGGAUUGAUGCUGCAGAGGUCUACACCAACGCUUGGGCUGUCCAGAUCAAUGGGGGGCCAGAGGAGGCUGACCGCAUCGCCAGGGAACAUGGUUUCAUCAACCAUGGCAAUGUUUUUGGAGAUUAUUAUCACUUCAGGCAUCAUGCCGUGGAGAAGAGGGCUUUGUCUGGCCACAGGGGGAUGCACAUCAGACUGCAAAAAGAACCACAGGUCCUGUGGGCGGAGCAACAAGUGGUGAAAAAAAGGAAGAAGAGGGAUGUCUAUGAAGACCCAACAGACCCUGAUUUCCCCAAACAGUGGUAUCUGUCCACUCCAACACAUCAAGACCUGAAUACCAAAAUAGCCUGGGCUCAAGGCUACACAGGAAAAGGUGUAGUGGUGACUAUCCUAGACGAUGGCAUUGAGAAAGACCAUCCUGACCUCAUCAGCAAUUAUGACCCUGAGGCCAGCUAUGAUGUUAAUGACGGAGAUGCUGACCCCCAACCGAGAUACACGCAACGGAAUGAGAACAGACAUGGAACACGGUGUGCAGGAGAAGUUGCAGCUGCAGCAAACAACGGUGUGUGUGGUGUAGGUGUGGCUUAUAAUGCUAAAAUUGGAGGAGUUCGUAUGUUGGAUGGAGAGGUGACAGACGUGGUGGAGGCCCACUCUCUUAGCCUCAACCCUCAGCACAUCCACAUUUACAGUGCCAGCUGGGGUCCAGAGGACGAUGGCAAGUCACUGGACGGCCCUGCCAAGCUGGCUAAGGAGGCUUUCCUCCAGGGAAUCACCAAGGGACGUAGCAGACUAGGCUCCAUCUUUGUGUGGGCCUCGGGUAAUGGUGGCCGGGAGCAGGACAGCUGUAACUGUGACGGCUACACCAACAGCAUUUACACCCUGUCCAUCAGCAGCACCACGCAGUCCGGCAACGUGCCGUGGUACAGCGAACCCUGCUCUUCCACCCUCGCUACCACCUUCAGCUCUGGAAACCCGGGGGAGAAACAGAUAGUGACCACAGACCUGAGGCAAAAAUGCACAGACUCUCACACGGGGACAUCUGCCUCGGCCCCACUGGCUGCUGGGAUAAUCGCACUGGCUCUGGAGGCCAACAUGAACCUCACUUGGAGGGACAUGCAGCACCUGGUGGUGAGAACGUCCCAGCCCGGACAUCUCAGCGCCAUAGACUGGAAGACCAACGGAGUUGGGCGCAGAGUGAGUCAUUCAUACGGUUAUGGUCUCCUGGAUGCAGGUGCUAUGGUGGCUUUGGCACAGAAUUGGACCACAGUUGGGCCACAGCAUCAGUGUGUUCACACAAUGCUCUCAGAACCAAGAGACAUCGGGAAUAAGCUCGUGUUCAGCAAGAGCGUGGAUGCCUGCUGGGGACGACCGGAGUAUGUCAGCUCUCUGGAACAUGUUCAGGCUCGCCUCACUCUCUCCCACAACCAGCGAGGAAAAUUGGCCAUUCAUCUCAUCAGCCCACUGGGCACGCGCUCCACCCUGCUGUUCCCCAGGCCCAAUGACUUCUCCUCAGAGGGAUUCAACGACUGGGCCUUUAUGACCACCCACUCAUGGGACGAAGAUCCUCAAGGGGAAUGGACCCUGGAAAUAGAGAACGUAGCAGCUAAUGGACGUGACUAUGGUGUGUUGAGUCAGUUCACCCUCAUCCUGUGGGGUACUGGACCCAGCGUUGUCAACCCCUCAUCGUCUGACUUCCCUCGGCCGUCCAACAACAGCUGCAAGACCUUUGAUGCCCAGCAGAUCUGCAUCGAGUGCAGCCCCGGCUUCUCCCUCUUCCUCCAGGGUUGUAUGAAGGUGUGUCCACCGGGCUUCACCUCGGGGCCUCAGCUCCUCAACCUCUCCCUGGAGAACUGGGUGGACUUGUCCUCCGUCCAGGCCUGCCUGCCCUGCAACCCUGCCUGCCUUACCUGUUCUGGCACCGGGCCUACAGACUGCCUGUCCUGCCCGCCUCACAGCCACCUGGUCCUCACCUCCUGCCUGCACCAGAACCAGGUCCAGCGUAAAUCCCCACUAGCUGGGGGACUCCAUGCUGACGAAGCCCAGCCAGAGGGUGAGAUCCCAGUGGCGGCGCACGACAGCGUAGAAGGCGAGGAACCUCCGGGGUUCAGCGUAGCUCCGUACACUCAGCUGCCUGCCGUCGUUGCCGUGCUCAGCUGUGCCUUCAUACUGGCUGCCUUCGUUGGGGUCUUCCUGUUGCUGCAGAUGCGCUCAGGUGGCGCUUCUUUGGGCUGGAGGACCAAACUGCCCUCUGUGUAUUCAGAGACGAGGGGGGAGCGGGUGGGCUUCGGGUUUGGCUUCGGCCAGGGACGGGAGAGGAAUGCACGGAUAUGCUACAAGGGGAUCCCCACUGUGUGGGGGGAUGAGGACAUGAUCGCCUACCAGUCUGAAUCAGACAGUGAGGAAGUGGACGGUCACAGCGAGAGGACAGCUUUCAUCAAGACACAGAGCUCAAUCUAGCUGAACCCGCAUCUGCCGUUGUGGUGUCUGACACCACGACAUCCUGCAUCAGCAUUUAGAUCUGACAGUACGGAGCGGAUACAUGAAGAAUCACGCAGGCUCAGAAAAAAAAACACAAAACGCAGGCCUUACUGUCCCAUCAGCACCCCGUCUAAAAUGUUUUUUUCAUAUAUUUAUUUACAUUUGUUAAUUUAUCUUAUUUGAUUGAUAUUCUGAUGUGAGGUGUAUUCAUUAUGCAUUUGACUCUUUGUCACCAAUUUAAGGUGUUAUGCUACGGGCCUAUUUUUACUUUAACUACCUGCUUCAUUUUGUCCAAUUUGUCAAUGGGGUAUUUCAGACAUUUUGUAUUGCACUCCCACAGCGAUAGGGGAUGACAGACAGAUUUAAAUUGUCAAAAUAAAAGCAGCAGAGGCCCAGAUAUGCUGACUAUUUGUCCCAAAAACAUUGAAUCCUUCAUUUUACCAUAAUUCAACUAAGUAGCAUCAUUUGUUAGAGCCCAUCUGCCUGGUAAAUGCCCAUGUCUUUCAAACUCCACAACCCCAGUAUCUGUAAAAAAGAAAAAGUAGACUUCAACAACCAGAUCAGAACUUUUCUGAUGACAUCUUUGUGGUUAUUUUUUAGGAUUUUAAAACUUCUCCAGAACUAAAGAAGUCACGAUACAACUGCUUUCACAGGCUGAGAAAUACUCUCUGUGAUGAGUAAGAACUAAAACUGUCCCUCAAAACCAGUGGAGUGCAUUACUUCCCUUAAAUAAAUAUGCAUCUGAUUUGUCCUGAACACAAACAUCUGGCACAUCUGCACAGGCAGUUCUUAUAUUAAAUUUGCGGUUGUUAUAUUUGAUGAGAUUCCUGGCAGAUUGUGGGCCAGGGGUCAUGAAGUCAACAUUGCUCUUCGUUAAUAGUCAGAAAACUUUGAAUUGAAGAUUCCCGCAGAGUACUGAGACUGCGUAAUGAAACAUCCCACAGGCUGUUUGAUGAGCAGGAAACUUUGGAGGAUUCUCUGUUUUCAAUCAAGGCACAGUGGGAAUUGCCACAGCAGCAUAGAUAUAGAUAUAUAAAUAUAUAUCUAUAUCUAUCAAGUAUAUCAGUCACAAAAUCUUAUUGACUUGUAGAACAGUAACACUGUUUUUUUGAAUGAAAUCAAAACACCACCUAGCCCAAAGCUGCUUGGCUGACCUUUACAACAUUUCUCUACUUGGUUGCUGCUGGUAAGAAAUAAGAUCAUUCUCUCUUCAUUUUCCCCACAGAGCAUUUAUUGAUUUUGGGUUUUUCUCCAAGAGCGUCUUCAUCAGUUGUAAACCCCUUUCCCUUUCUAUUAAGAGCGCCAUACAUUGAAAGACAAAUACCUGCUUUAUUUCCCAUCUGCAGCGGUAUAAACUUACUACUUACGCCACACGAGCUGAAUCAAAGCCUUUCGGAUCUGAAGGCCAGAAUGCUGACAGUGAUUAAGAAAUGAAGAGAUCUUGUCUCGCAUUUUCUAUGUUUGUUUUAUAUCCUUUUUUAUUUAACUGACAAUGGAUGUUAAUGUGGAGAUCAGUUUCAUGCUGGAAUAAAAUGACUUUGGCUGUUGCAUA
Molecule: messenger RNA, 5066 nt
Organism: Dicentrarchus labrax (European seabass)
Lineage: Eukaryota; Metazoa; Chordata; Actinopteri; Moronidae
Gene: furinb
Product: furin (paired basic amino acid cleaving enzyme) b
Exons: 16
Coding region: 974-3493 (839 amino acids)
Biological process (GO): peptide hormone processing
Cellular component (GO): trans-Golgi network; Golgi membrane
Molecular function (GO): serine-type endopeptidase activity
Source: RefSeq, a predicted model, not a curated record